Aspergillus mulundensis is the source of this 1401-nucleotide messenger RNA. Its product is annotated as BTB/POZ domain-containing protein. Lineage: Eukaryota; Fungi; Ascomycota; Eurotiomycetes; Eurotiales; Aspergillaceae. The transcript has a single exon. Bases 1 to 1401 code for a protein of 466 amino acids. The record is from RefSeq and is a predicted model, not a curated record. Gene Ontology annotation, molecular function: protein binding.
AUGUCAACAUGCACAGAAGACCGAGAUGAAAGCAGCCUGUCACGCGACGAGGUUGCCUACAUCACCGCCAUCAUCCAACGAACCGAGAGGGCCAUCCGUGAGAACGACAUCAAAAUUCUAAAGCGGCAGCUGAUCUCCAUGGCCCUAAAGCGCCCAACUCCCCGUCGUUUGAUCCGUGUGGGCAUACGCGCUAGCAUUGCCAACAAGAACUUUGAGAGCUUUGUACUCUUCUUUAAUGAGUUCGUCAAACAGCGCGAGGCAUUUUACAACCAUAUUGAGAGCACGGCCGGAACUGAGGAAGAGCGGGCUGUAAGAGCGGUAGACGACCAGCAAAAAGAGCGCGACCACGACUUUGAGACCUGGCUCUCGAUCUACUUCAGGACCGCGCAGAAGGACGGCUUGCAAGAAGUGGUAGGACAUAUACUCCGCCAUGUCCAGGACGCUCAGUACGGACUAGUCCUAGACAAGGUCUACGACGUCCGUCCUGGGUGCACCAAGUCCGAGACCCUCGUGAAACUGAUGUUCGCCAGCAUCGACCACAACGACCAGCACACGGCCCGAGAAAUCCUAAGAGAGAACUUCCAGUUCAAGGCCAUAACGGGAAUCCUCGAGUACGUCUGGCGCCGGAAACUAACCGCGUUCAUACCCAUGGUCAUCGACAACAUCCUCCUCCCGAACAAGGGCGGCCUCCUCAUGCUCGAGCAAGUGGUAACGCACAACUUCGGGCUGCGCGAGCAUCCCGUUGCACGACCCAUUGAAGCCAGACGCAUGCUAACCAUCGAGCCACCUCUCAAGGAAGCCCUGGAGGAGAAAUGGGACGAGGGCAUCAACCUCCUUCUACCAGCGUACAUCCAGUGCCUGGCUGACGUCGACCGCGGGAACUCCCAGGACUACAACGCUAACAUCCUGAGCCUCGCAACCGUCGACCACCUGGUCCACGCCAUGACCCGCCCCCAGGCAAUCUCGUACCUGGACGUCGACCUCCCGCCCAUCGCGCGCCGCGCCGUCUUCCGACGCCUCCAGGUUCCGGACGGUGGCGACGGCGGGAUGAUUGAGAUCAAGUGCGGCGAGACGAAGUUCAGCGCGCAGCAGGACCUCCUGUGCUACUGGUCGGGAUAUUUUCAGGGUCGGACGCGGCAUGGGUGGCUUGAUAGCUCGGCUGUGGACUUUGGGGACGAUAUUGAUCCGGAGAUCAUGUCGGCUAUUCUGGCCUUCGUGUACACGGGUGAGUAUGAUUACCAGGGAGACCAGGCUGGGCGGUUCAACUUCCUCGUUUAUCUUGGGAAAGUGUCGGAUUAUCUGCUGAUCGACAGGCUCUUGGUUCGUGCGCAGGCUUUGAUGGGGCCCAGGCUUAUGCCGGCGGCUUAUGGGGUGCCUGAUCGGUUUCGGAAUUUCACGUAA